Messenger RNA from Betta splendens (Siamese fighting fish), 5888 nucleotides. It is a transcript of the gene bod1l1, whose product is annotated as biorientation of chromosomes in cell division 1-like 1. The record is from RefSeq and is a predicted model, not a curated record. The coding region runs from base 133 to 5157 and encodes 1674 amino acids. The transcript is spliced from 30 exons. NCBI's taxonomy places the organism in Eukaryota, Metazoa, Chordata, Actinopteri, Anabantiformes, Osphronemidae.
AGCCGUCUUUCUGUUUCCGGUUCAAAGCCGCGUCCAAACUUCACGGACCAUAACAAAAGCUGUCGCGUUAGCUGAUGUACUGAGAGUUCGUCCACUUCUAAUCGCAGGAGUACAAGUGCAGUACCCGGAGACAUGGCUGGUUUACCACCGGGGGACCCGCAGCUGGUCUCGAUGAUUGUCAGCCAUUUAAAAACUCAGGGGCUCUUCGACCAGUUCAGGAGGGAAUGUCUGGCAGACGUGGACACAAAGCCGGCUUACUUGAACCUUAAACAAAGGGUUGACAACUUUGUCUCCAAUCAUCUUUCUAAUCACACAUGGAGCCCCCAUUUAAACAAGAACCAGCUGAGAAACAACAUAAGGCAGCUCGUGCUGCAAUCUGGGAUGCUGGAACAAGGAGUGGACAGGAUCGUGGCCCAGGUUGUGGAUCCCAAAAUAAACCACAUCUUCAGGCCACAGGUAGAAAGAGUAGUUCGUGAGUUUCUGUCACCAGGCAGCUGCUCUGAGGAGCCACCAGCCCCACUCGUUCCAAUAGAGACCAAACCAGAUAGCAGCAUUACUGAGCAAGCUUCCUCAUCUGCCCCAACUAUUACUGCAUCCAGUGAUGCCAUGUCCAUACUGGAUACUAUAAAUUCUCUCAACCAGAAGGCUAAUGUCAAACCCAGCUCAGAAAAGUUGUCCGAUGAGCCAAUGGAGCUGGAGGAGAGUGAGCAGGACAUGGGUGUUGUUGAGGAAGGAGUCUGCCAACUAGAAGAUGCAGAGGAAACAAAGAUGACAUCAGAGCUUGAUGUAUUAGAAGUGAAGUCAGAGGAUGCUCCAGAACUGCGGGAAGUAGUAGUGAAGGAAGAAUUAGUAGGAGAGGUGAAGAUAGAAGAAGAAGACGAAGAAGAAGGCUCAGGAGAUCAUGAGCAAAAAAUAGAUGAAAAAGAAAAGACUACAGGCAAAACUGGAAAAUCCUCAGAGGAAAAGCUGGAUGACGACCAGCUGAAAUCCCCAAAUCAGGCUCAGCAGAAAGUCAAAGAGAGGAUGAAGGAAGAAUACUCCUUGGAGGAUUCUGACCUAGAAGGCCUGAGCGACAUCACUGUGAGCUCAGUCCACACCAGCGACCUGUCAUCUUUUGAAGGGCAAAGUGACGAUGAGCAGCUGCUUUCUGACUCUUCUGAAGAAGGAGAACUUCCUCCAGAUGAUGAGACGACCGAAAAGAAACGAGACACAGGAGAAGAAGACAAAGAAUCUAAACCUCGCCGGAAAGCCUAUGUUCACAAGCCCUUCCUUUACUCUCGUUACUAUAGCGACUCAGACGAUGAAAUCACGGUGGAAGAACGUCGCAGAUCUGCAGCGAAGGACAAGGAAGAAAGGCUGCUAAAGAGACAGCAGAACAGGGAGAGAAUGGAAGAAAAGCGCAAACAAAAAGCUGCACAGGCUGAAGAACAAAGUCAUAAAAAGCAAAAGAAAAGAGACCCUGCUGGGUCGGAGGGCCCCAGAGCCAAGGAGGCUCGCAAAGAACGCAAAGUACUGGAGAAAAAAAUGGCUCUUAACAGAAGGAGGAAACUAGAUUCAAGGAAAGAAGGCGAUGUUUCGAGCAAGAAGAAAGGUGACGCGGUUGGAGAGGGUUCCAGGAAAGUGGAACUGAAAUUGACUGCUUCAAAGACCCCACAACCAAAAUUCAUCAGAAAUCUGUCAGAAUCUGCAAUGUCUGAAGAGAGGCACAGGAGGACGAGUGGCAGUAUCUCAGAAGAUACAAGUGAACCCAAAAAGUUGUGCGACAAACUACUAACACAUUCCUUCAUUCUGGACUUGGAACAAGGCUCACAAGAGGCUCUCAAGCAACGAUCUGGGAAAUUUGACCGACCGUCUCGCAAAGAACUUCAUAUCAAGGAACGUAAAGAGAAAGAGCGCAGUCUGUCCGAUGAGCGUGCUAAAGUUAAACAAAAGCAGGAGAAGAAACCUGAACAUCAGGCAGAUGAUAUUCUGCAGAAGGAAGGUGUGAAAACUUCAUCUGAAGAAAAGGGCGAGAAGAAACUGAAGAUAAAAAGUGAGAAGAAACUUACAGCAAACACAAGAGAAGGAAAACUAUCUUCAUUUGAAGGCGUUGCUGAUGAAGGUCCUAAAGAAGUCAAGAAGAUAAGGACUACAUCCACAGAGGCUGGUAAAGCAGAGAAGGACAAAGAAAAGGACAAAAGGGAAAAGGAUAAGUGCAAAGAGAAACCGAAAGGCGAGAAAACAUCUGCUAAAAGUGAAUUUAAACCACUGCAGCGCCCAGAAUCUGCUGGUUCAUCUGAGGAUCGUUCUGAUAUGGAUCCAGGUUCUGAGGGCAGCAAGAAGAAACACUCCAAAGAAGUCCUGAAAAGGUCAAAGAGCCACUCUGAGGACAAGCAAGGAGAGAGGACAAAAUCUAAAACUGACACUAAAGAUACCGAGAAGGAAAAAACUAAAGCAGACCAAGACAGCCAGAAAUCGGCAAAGUCCAACUUCGAAAUAGAAAAAGAUCCAAAAAGGGUUAAACCAACAGAAAAGGGAGCAACUGCGGAGAAAGCUAAAUCAAAAUCUAAGGAGGAAACAAAGAGUUUGUCUGAUAAAAAACUUCAAGGAUCAGAGGUCAGAAGUGUGGCUGGUGCAGCUACCAGUAAACCUGAAAUGACCAAGGAGAAGAAGAGAGAGAGAAAUGCAAAGGAACAACGGAAAGUCUCUGAGGAACCGUCACAUGAGAAGUCAGAAGUUAAGAGUGGAAAGAAAAAGGAUAAAAACCCAGAAAAGAACAAUGAGAGCCAAGAAGAGAGGAAAGAACCCACAGAAGAAAAACUGGAAAGAUCUGACAAGUCCUCAAAGUCUUCAGUUUCCUCUUUGAGCCUUGACACAGAAGAGGUGCUUAAGAAACCUCUCCUCCGGGACACGAGCGCAGAUUCUGAUCCCAUCACCACCACUGUCACCACCUCAUUCUCAGACGAUACCUGUGACGCUCUGAGUGACAUCACCCCCGAGCCGCCCGAAGGCGACGCCGACUCACAGCUCUGCGAGGUGCCAGCUCAGGCCGACGCGCUGCUGACGCUCAUGGACGUUUGUACCGCGGCAGAAGCGAGACUUGCACCCGCGUGCUUCCGAGAGGACGUGAGCUCGGACAGGGCGCUUGAGGACGCGGAUAUGAAGAUGAAGGAAGCAGCUCUGACUCUGCUCUCCAUGGAUCCUGACAGCACGGUGGCCUCCAGCUUCAUCAUUCACAGCACAAUGGACGACCCAGGGGAGGAUGAAGCUGCUGCCCAACCGAUGCAGAGUCCUGCUGCUGAAGAGGAGCAGCAUCCGCCCGUGGAUGUGGCAGCAGCUGCUGAAACUGAGGUCACAACAAUGGAGGCCUCGCCAGCUCCACCUCAACAUACUGCUGAGCUUGUUGAAGAAACACCAAACGCUGCAGUGGGGACUGAGAACGCAGAGAGGGAAAUGGUUGAAACGUUAAAGGUUGACAUUUCUGAGACACCUGCUCCACAGGAGCCCCAGAAUUCUUUGGAGGAGGAUGAAUCCAAAAAGGCUGAAAUUCUUCCUGAAGCACCGUUAAAAGAUGAACCGCCUCCACCAGCAGCUGACAAAGAAGCCCCUGAAGCUGUUGUUUUCGAACAAGAAAAGGUCAAAGGAACCACUGAGGAGAAUCCUGGAUGUGUUGCUUCUAAUAUAACUGAUAAAGACUCAGAAAGGUCCAUAGUGUCCGGUAAAGAUGAGCAAAUGGAGCCAGAUGUUUCAGACACGAAGAUGAGUCCCAAGCAGACAGAGAAUAUGGCAGAAGAGAACCUGGCCACCACAGACAACAGUGAAGCUGAGAGUAAGAAAGUGGAGGAAGAGCUUGUGCCAGCGAUGAGUGAGCCACACAGUAUCGAAUGUUCCAGUGUUCCAGACAAGAAUGAGGAGACCAAGAUCGAAACUAAUGUUCCAGACAAGAAUGAGGAGAUCAGCGAAGCAGAAGCUGACAAGCAGUCAGUAGUGAAACCUAUCGAAAGCGUCUCCAGUGCAGACAGUCAAGAAGAUGAGAUGGGUUCAGAGCUACCAGAACAGGAAGAGAAGACUGAAGGAAAAAGGAAGCUAAAGCUGUCUAGCCAGAAGUCUGCAGUAGUGAAUGAAGAAUUCACAGGUGAUGAGAAAGAUGAAAAGGGUAAUAAUGAGCAACCAUCUGCUGAGGAAACUGAGAAAACACCCGUUGAUGAAGCCAAAACAACACAUAGGGGGCGAUCACCCAGAACGACGGAGAUGUCGGAGAAGGACCAACCUGAGACACUGGAUGAGCCUUCGAGCCACAGGGAAAGCCAUUCAGGAGCUGCAGCCAAAGAAGACAUAGCUGAUAAUCAGAACGAAGAUGAACAUAAACAAGUGGACAACUCAUCAGGGGAACCAGCAGAGAAUGAGGAGCAAACUAAUGAGGAAAGUACCAAAAAAAGUGAUGAACGGGGAAGUCAAAUCAGUUUGCCGACACCUGUUAAAGAGGACACAGAAGCUGCAGGAAUCUCCGAGUCUGAAAACACAGCCGACACACCUCAACCCACAGUAAAGAAAAGGUCAUCAGACGAAAUGGAGGAAACUGUGGAGGAAACACCAGCUGACAAGAAGGCGAAAGACGCUGACAUUCAAGAGGAGCAAAGCGAGCAGCCGCCUCAGACAGACAACUGUGGUUUGUCUUCAAGUAGCCCAUCAGAGGAACAAGAGAAUGUGAAAGAGGAGACCAGCAUCGAGAAGAAAUUAGAUGACACUGAGGAGGGGCAACAGCACGGGGACCAAGAGGCAACCCCAAAGAGAGUCGUUCGAAGGGGACGGCCCCCGAAGGCAGCAGUCGCUGCCGCAGAGGAUCCAGAUAAAAAGGACAAAAAGCUGGAAAAAAAAGAAAGUGAGCAGAAUGAUGACGAGGAGGAAGAGGAUGGAGAGGAAGAAAAAGAAACUACUACCAGAGCUACCACACGCCUGGCUUCUCGUCUGGAGGCUGAAAGAAACAAGCCAAGUAAACCAUCCACCCGGGCAAGUCGACAGAGCGGUAAAGACGAGACCGCAGCUGGCGCACGCGGGACGAGGGGCCAGGCGGCAGCGGCGAAGGGGGGCCGCAAGCGGGAGGCCAGCCCUCCUGCGGUUCGAACGCGGGGAGGACAGAAAUCAGAGGAGCCCCCUUCCAAGAGAGCCAAGCGCUGAACCCCCCGACAGCGGCAGCCUCGUUUACCUCACAGGUCUCCCUGCACUCUGUAUCCAAACCAGUGCUGUUGUUGGGAGUCAGGGAGCCUCGGCAGGUAAAACCGUUUACUGUGGAUAUUGAAAAGCUCUGGAUAGUUUUAGAUCCUCUCCUCUGAUGGCUGAGCAUAAACCAGGGGAUUUAUGUAGGAAUCCCCCAGAAAACCUGCUGCUGCUUUCUGCCCAUAUGGUUUAGAUCAGACAUCAUCAUUACUCUGCUUAUUCAGUAAUAUCCAGUGAACCAAAGCAUUUGAGGCCAAUCAAAGGCCUAAUGCACAGCCGAGUUGCGCUUUGAGGUAAAGAGGGCGAAGUGAAAUUAGCCAUCAGUCCAUCAGAGUCAGACGCCACUGUCACGCCCAUGUUGUCUUUGUGUGUUUCAAAGUCACUGCGAAGUGUUGUUGGUAAAUGUUAUUAUUUAAUAUUCAUUCUAUGAAUGAAAGACAUUUAAAGUUGUAGUUUUUAUACUUUUUACUGAGAAAUUCUUUUUUUUUUUUAUGUAUCUGCUCAACUAACGUUUUUAUUCACGGACAGGAAAAGCAUGAUGGAACAUGUUUGUAUUGACAUUUGUAACACCUGCUGCAGAUGAAGUCUGUUAUGAUCAUAAUCCAGUUACUUGUAUAGUUUCUGUGUUAACUGUGUAUCAUCACUAGAUUCCUGUCAUCUGUUUUCAUAUAUAUAAAAACGUUACAACUCAC